Molecule: messenger RNA, 893 nt
Organism: Durotheca rogersii
Lineage: Eukaryota; Fungi; Ascomycota; Sordariomycetes; Xylariales; Xylariaceae
Exons: 3
Coding region: 302-727 (141 amino acids)
Source: RefSeq, a predicted model, not a curated record
UAGAAAUGAAGAGAGUUAGUAAUGCAAAAUCGCUCCGGGUUCCAUAAAACCAGGCAUCCCGUAAUUCUUUCGAGGUAAAACGGGCUGGAAGAUCUUGUUAAGUGUUUAGAUCCACAGGCCUUUCCGAAAGUGGAAAAUGGUGAUGCUGGGGAAUAUGUCAGCUUUCGGAUUUAGACUCAACGAAGCCCCCACGAGAGACGGGAUACAAGUACAAGACACGGCUAUAAAGGACAUUCAAGUCUUCACGACUGAAAAUAGAUGACUGUGCGAUUAUAGCCAACCCAUCAGGAUAUCCAAAAUCAUGGCUUUCGUUCCGACGACACGGUCCGAAGUUGAAGCAUGGCUGCUCAGGUUUCAUGCGUCUAACGACUCGCUCGACGUGAACAAACUACCAAAUAUAUACGCGAAGAACGCCGAGGUGCAGUUUGGUAACAUGCCGAUUCUGGUCGGGCACGACGCGCUCCGCAACUUCUUCUCGGCUAUUUGGCCGAAGCUGGAGACAAUGCACCACGCGAUCGAAAGCUACGACAUGAUCGAAGACAGGAUCUACUCGCCGUGCCGCAUAACGUGGGCUAUCAAGGACGAUCCAGAGAAGGAGAUAGUCUCGGUCCCGGCCUUCGCUGCCAUCCACCUGGUGACAUCCGGGGAGGAGAAGGGAUUGAUCCGCCGUGCUGCGUUUUAUAUGGAUGGUGCCCCGUUAGCAGCCGCGCUUCAGAGGUCGUCAUGAAAUGCGUCAUCAGUAGCGGGCAGUGGAUUUGCCCAGAUAGGAGGUCUAAUUAGAUAGGUUGAACAGAAGUAACAAUGUUAUGCAAUGUACCUAAUGCAAUCUUAUCGUGCUCGACACCUUGAUUUAUGCAUAUUUGUGUAUAUAUCGGCGCUUGCCAGCCUUGUGA